Caenorhabditis auriculariae is the source of this 3079-nucleotide messenger RNA. The record is from the annotation of a GenBank genome assembly. Lineage: Eukaryota; Metazoa; Nematoda; Chromadorea; Rhabditida; Rhabditidae.
AUGUUCGGUUGUACCUUUGACGAUCAGGAUGACGAGGAGCGAGCUUUGGAAUCUUGCAAGCAGAGUUUCAUGUUUGAGCCGCGGCACAGCGAUUUCGUCUUCCCUUCGUUGCCUCUCGGCAUCGACGUUGGUUCCUUUCCAGGGGAAUCUAGUGAAAAGCUUAUUCCAGAGCAAAUCAUUCGUGAGUCAGCAUUUUGGUAAGGACGCGAAGAACAUGCAGUUCCGCAAAGGAACCACCACGUUGGCAUUCGUUUACGAGCCCGCUACCGAAAACGAUAAGGUAAACGGUUUUUCAUAUAUUUUCUUCAUUGGUAUAAUUAAAGGGCGGUAUCAUCAUUGCUGUCGACUCUCGUGCCUCAAGUGGAGAAUAUAUCUGUAAGCGUUUUUCUUAAUCUUAUGCCUUUUUUAUGAUGGCGCAAAUGAAUUGAGCUUCAUUUUUGUACACAACUCGUAUUUUUCCAUUCCAGCCUCAAAGUCGGUUAUGAAAAUCCUCGACAUCGGAGAUCGUAUGGUGGCCACGAUGGCCGGAGGUGCUGCCGAUUGUCAGUUCUGGACAAGAACCGUUGCCAAGUACUGCACGUAUGUUCUGGAUUUCUGAACCUUAAAAGAAAAAAAUAUUUUUCAGUCUUUACGAGCUCCGCGAAAAGUCGCAAAUAACCGUGAGCGCGGCCAGCAAGUACUUUGCCAAUGUUCUUUACGGAUACCGUGGAAAGGGACUUUCUGUGGUGAGUUUUGAACGAUGGGAGAUGAAAUUUUCUAAUUAAACCGUGUGUAACAGAAAUGUAGGAAAUCGGGUAAAAGCUCGUAGAAUUUCCACAGUGGUCCCUAUAGGGGUAAAAUCAAGGUGAUCCCUGUAGGGAUUUAGGGUCCUAUCCCUUAGCCCAUAAAGCUUGAGGGAUCCCUAUAAGCCUAGGAAACAUCAUAACAACCCCUAUAGGGGCUACUGAAGCUCGCAUAAGUGGUCACUAUAGGGGUUUUAGUUAGCGCCACUCAUCCUCCAAGAGAGUUGCCCCUAUAGGUUCCGAAGUCCUCUCUAUAUUUGUGAUUCUUCAUUUAAGGCUCGAUUAGAUUUUUUCAACAAUCGAUAAUGAGAAGGAAAUCGAAGUUUGAAUGAAAAGGGUCUGUCCCAGCUGCUUUGAGAACAAAAUAACCUCUGAAAAAAACUAUCUGUUUCUACUCUCAACUGCAUUGAUUGAACCAACAUCAAACGCAAAUUUCAAGUCAAGUCCCUCCUAAUUUUUAACAUUUUUUGGUUUGAGUUAAUUUCAGUCGGUAUAUCAUUAUCCAAAAAAAAAAAUCCUCCUUUUUCGAGCUAUUAAAAAAUGUGGACAUUUAUAAAAAUUGAGGAAACCCGAAAGUAGAUCAGUGUGAGCUUAAUCAAAAUUGAAAAAUUUUUAAAAAAAGAAAAAAAGUCUAGACUAUUUUCCAUAUUUUUGAUUUUUUCAAAUUGUUUCUCUCGUCGUUAUUCUAGCUUAUAAAUUUUCCCAGUAUUUCGCACGGCUAUAAAUCAAUCGUAUUUAGUUUAAGAAAAAUUUGUUUUUAGGGCUCUAUGGUGGCUGGAUAUGACAAGCGCGGGCCUCAGAUUUUCAAGGUGGACAGCGAUGGUGACCGCUGCCAACUGCGCGUUUGCUCUGUCGGAUCUGGCUCUCUCAACGCCUACGGUUUGUCUCAUUUUUCUUUUUUUUCUGGCAUGUUCAAAGAGAUUCUGCGAAGUAUGAAAUAACCGUCAGAGAUUGAAAAAAAUACUAGCAUUUAGAGAGUCAGAGACAAUAGUGCAUUUCACAGAAAAUACUUUGAACAUGGCAUAAAUGUUCACGUUGUUUGAGAAAGUAAAAAUUCCAGUUAACCAUUUUCUUCUCUUCUCUAUAGCAACUCUUGAAUUUUUAGGAAUCCUGGACAACCACUACAAGCCGAAAAUGACGGAUGACGAGGCGCGGAAGCUUGGUCUUCGUGCCAUAAUGCACGCCACUUUCCGUGAUUCUGGGUCAGGAGGCGUCUGUAACUGUAAGUUUCGUUUUUCGAAAAUGUAGCUGUCUUGUAAUAAUUUUUUUUUCAAAUGCAUCUUGUAUUCUCAUCAGCUCACUACAUAAAUAAAAUCAUAUAUUUACGAUUAUUAUAAUUAAAAAAAAAUUUUUUUGAUGUCUCUAGUUUCAAUCAAUGAUGAAAUCAAACGUUUUGUCAAAAUAUGCUUUGGUUUUUCUUUUCAAAGUUUAUUCAUUUAUCAAGAAUUUUUCUAAUAAAAAGAACCAACCUAGGAAUUCCUGAGUGGUCUCUAUAGAGUUUAGGGAAAAAACGGCCUCUACAGGGAACGAAAAAAAAAAAUGGUUCCUGGGGGUUUAGGGUCUGAAUUAUUUUUUUUAGGGCAAAGGGGUCCCUAUAGUUUCCCUUUCAAUUUUUUUUUUCAAACAACUCCGAUUUAUUUAGCUAAACUUAGUUUUCGCACUUCUUCGCAUAGAUUUCAUAAACAUAGGGGUUGGUAAAGUGGAACCUAGUGGAGACCCUCCAAGGGCUCCUUAGGUUGUCCCUACAGGGACCACUCCGAAGUUUCUAAGAACGUCUCUGAGAAAAGCGAGAAAGUAAUUCUAUUCAUUAAUUAUAACUCGUAUAUAUCCUACAUAUGAAGCCCUUUUCAUAACCUUGGGAUUGUAAAAAAAAAGGUUACCAAAUUUGAAAAACGAGUCAUGAAAAAUUUCUGUAAAUUAUGCAUUUCCCAUAGGAUUUUUCAAAGUCAACUGAAAGAAAGACUGAACAUAAUGCCGUGUUCAAAGCAAAAUGAUUCCGCGAAAAUCAAAAUAGUCGUCAGAGAAAGAAAAAGAUAACUAAAUUUUGGAAAGUCAGAGAUAAUUUUGCAUUUCGCGGAAAUUACUCUGAACAUGACACAAAAAGCUGAAAUCAACUUAGAAGCCGUAUACCUAAAAAAUCUUUCAUUUUUGAAAGCCUUUUUUGAAUGCAUGUUUCAGUGUGCCACAUCACGCCGACCGAGAAAAUCCGCCUACCGCCUUUCGACGUCAGCAAACUGUACUACGAGUUUGCCGAAGAACUUGGCAAAGACAUUGUCUACACUCCCCGUGAUGACUAA